AUGAUCGCCGAGGAGGAACGUCAAAGUCGGUCCAGAGUGUCUGUUAGAUUCGUCUUUGACGUCCACCACGAUGUGCCUGGAAUCGUCCAGCUUGCAUUAGAAGAUGCCGAAGCUAUCGAAAUUAGCUUCGACGGUCAGGAGGUCCCUUCCUACGUCACUGGAUGGUGGGUAGAUGAAGACAUUCAAACGGUCCGGCUCCCCAGCUUGAAAAGAGGAUCUCACACGCUUCAGCUCAUUUACGACUUCAGCAUAGUAACCAACGUGGAACGUGCGUACCUUCUUGGCGACUUCGGUGUUGAAAUUCGAGGUGCAAGGGCAUCAAUCACGCCAUUGGAAUUCUCCCAAAUCACCUUCGGUGACUACACUUCUCAAGGUUUACCCUUUUACGCCGGCAACGUCACAUAUAACUGUACAUUCGAUACUCAGGGAGCGGGACCAGCAGCAGUUCAGGUAACGCGCUUCGCUUCGCCAGUUCUUUCGAUCACUUGCGAUGGAAAGGAAGCCGGCCACAUAGCAUAUGAGCCUCAUAUGAUUGUCUUUGAGCAUUUGGAAGAAGGACAACAUGCUAUUUCCAUCACAAGUUUUGGAAAUAGAGCUAAUGAUUUUGGUAUGGUGCACCUACCCAGAGGACUUACGAACUGGUACGGCCCCAGUGCUUGGAGAACAGAUUACGAUUGGUGGACCAAGGAGUACAACUUGGUGCAGAUGGGCGUUUUGGAAACACCUAGGAUCAAGAAGCCGGGCACGGAGAAGCCAACGGGACGGUUAGGAUAUCGGUUAGAGUUAAAGGCAAUAUAA
Messenger RNA from Dacryopinax primogenitus, 798 nucleotides. RefSeq lists its product as uncharacterized. The record is from RefSeq and is a predicted model, not a curated record. The transcript has a single exon. NCBI's taxonomy places the organism in Eukaryota, Fungi, Basidiomycota, Dacrymycetes, Dacrymycetales, Dacrymycetaceae. Bases 1 to 798 code for a protein of 265 amino acids.